Tarenaya hassleriana is the source of this 1127-nucleotide messenger RNA. Its product is annotated as prohibitin-2, mitochondrial. The record is from RefSeq and is a predicted model, not a curated record. The transcript has 6 exons. Lineage: Eukaryota; Viridiplantae; Streptophyta; Magnoliopsida; Brassicales; Cleomaceae. The coding region runs from base 113 to 976 and encodes 287 amino acids. Gene Ontology annotation, biological process: mitochondrion organization. Gene Ontology annotation, cellular component: membrane; mitochondrion.
UAAUUUUCUGGCUCCUAAAACCCUACCUUCCUUAGAACCUUCUCGGCCUCGAUCUUUUCUUAAACCUUGACCUCCCCGGCGAUCGAGAACUGCGUUUCACGAGCUCCGGAAGAUGAAUUUCAACAAAGUUCCGAAUGUUCCUGGAUCUCCUGCCCUGUCUGCGUUACUUAAGGUCAGCGUCAUCGGUGGGCUUGGUGUCUAUGGAAUUGCCAACAGUCUCUACAAUGUUGAAGGAGGGCAUCGUGCUAUCAUGUUUAACCGGUUAACUGGUAUUAAGGAUAAGGUCUAUCCUGAGGGCACACAUUUUAUGGUGCCAUGGUUUGAGAGGCCAGUUAUCUAUGAUGUUCGAGCACGACCCAAUCUUGUGGAGAGUGUCACUGGUAGUCAUGACCUUCAGAUGGUGAAUAUUGGGCUCCGUGUUCUCACACGUCCCAUGGGUGACCGCUUGCCUGAGAUUUACAGAACACUUGGUGAGAAAUACAACGAAAGGGUUCUUCCUUCCAUCAUCCACGAAACCUUGAAAGCCGUGGUGGCUCAAUACAACGCCAGCCAGCUCAUUACACAGAGAGAAGUUGUGAGUAAGGAGAUACGCAAGAUUUUGACCGAGCGGGCAGCCAACUUCAACAUCGCUCUGGACGAUGUCUCCAUCACAAGCCUAACCUUUGGCAGAGAAUUCACUGAAGCAAUCGAGGCAAAACAGGUGGCCGCUCAGGAAGCUGAACGUGCUAAGUUCGUUGUUGAGAAAGCAGAACAAGACAAGAGAAGUGCUGUCAUCCGUGCAGAGGGGGAAGCCAAGAGUGCUCAACUCAUCGGCCAAGCGAUCGCGAAUAACCCGGCCUUCAUCACUCUGAGGAAGAUCGAAGCAGCGAGAGAGAUCGCUCAGACAAUAGCGAAAUCGGCCAACAAGGUUUACUUGAACUCCAGCGACCUGUUGCUCAACGUCCAAGGAAUGAACUUGGAGGCCAAACCCAAGUAGUAUAUUCAUCUCUGGUAGUCAAGUCGGGUUUCUCAAAUGACCAUUUCACCCUUCUCCUACAGACUCUAGUGAUCGUAUCACAUGGCCCCCAUAUAUAAAACUGGAAUGAUUGGACUUGUUCCACUUCCACCAUUUCUCUAGAGACUGAUCU